GUACAAUCAGAAUCAGGAUCAGUCAGACAAUCAGAAAACGUGUAGUGUGGUGUAACUAGUGUGAGUCUAUCACGAUCUGGUAUAGACAGUUGGUUGUGGAGUGCGUGCAUUUGAUGGGUUACCUUUUAUGGCGAUUCAAGUAAAAGAAAACAUUGGUCAACCUUGUGAUGUUCUAAUAACAAAUUGAAAGAGAUAUUUCUGAUGGAAAAAAUGUUUGGCAGCUUCAGAUGGAUAAUAGCAAUAGCAAUUGUUAUAUCAUUAGUAAAGGCAAAUUACUCACCUCCAGAGAGAUUGACUGGAAUGAAUCCUUGUAUAAGCAAACAAACAUGUCAUGAAUGUAUACAAACACCACAUUGUGCCUGGUGUGCAGCACCAAAAUUUUCAGAAAAGCGGUGUUUUCUACCAAAUAUUAAUACUAAAAUAUUUGCAACAUGUCCUGGCGAAUAUACAUGGAAUCCAGACAAUGUUUUUAGUAUGAUAAGACAUAGAAAUUUAACAAAAGGUGGUUAUGCAUAUGGUGGUGCCAACAGUUAUGAAUAUUCAUAUAUGAAUUCUAGCACACAUGGCUCUAGUUCACAGUCCACUAGUAGUGGUAGUAGCAGCAGCAGCAGUAGCAGUGGUAGCAGAAGACAAGAAGCUGUACAAAUUUGGCCACAAGAAGUUAAUUUGAAACUUCGAAUAAAUGAGGCACAUAGAAUGACUUUUGCUUAUUCACAAGCUGAAGAUUAUCCUGUUGAUUUGUACUAUCUUAUGGAUUUGAGUAAAUCUAUGGAAGAUGACAAGAAAAAAUUAUCAGAUUUAGGUCAACUCUUAGUAGAAAGUAUGAGUAAAAUUACAAGUAACUUUCGAUUAGGUUUUGGCAGUUUUGUUGAUAAAGUUGUAAUGCCUUAUGUUAGUACAAUGCCUAAGUCAUUAAUAGAACCAUGUGAUGGAUGUGCAGCACCAUAUGGCUACAAAAAUAUUAUGACAUUGUCUCAAGAUACAAGUCAUUUUGCAAGUUUAGUGCGAAAUGCUUCAGUAUCUGGAAACUUAGAUGCGCCAGAAGGAGGAUUUGAUGCAAUAAUGCAAGCUAUAGUUUGUAGGCAGCAGAUUGGCUGGCGUGAAAAGGCUCGUAGACUUUUAGUAUUUUCUACAGAUGCUGGUUUUCAUUAUGCAGGCGAUGGUAAAUUGGGUGGAAUUGUCAAACCAAAUGAUGGUGAAUGUCACUUAGAUAGUACAGGACUUUACACGCAUUCAUCAUUACAAGACUAUCCAAGUAUUUCUCAAAUUAAUUUAAAAGUUAAGCAAAAUGCUAUUAAUGUUAUAUGGGCUGUUACGGAAGAACAAAUAAAUGUAUAUAAAAGACUGACUAAACAUGUAGAAGGAUCUUUUGCUGGUAAAUUAUCAGAUGACUCGAGUAAUGUUGUAGAAUUAAUUCGUGAACAGUAUGAUGCAAUUUCAAGUUCAGUUGAAAUGAAAGAUACAGCUAGCAGUGCUGUGAAGGUAAAAUACUUUUCAAAGUGUUUGGGUACGGGUCCGCUUAUUGAAACUUCAAAAUGUGACGGAUUAAAAGUUGGAACAAAAGUGGAAUUUACUGCAGAAAUCGAAGUCACGAGUUGCCCAGAAAAUAGGUCUGAAUGGAAACAAAAAUUCGAUAUUUAUCCAGUUGGAAUUAAUGAAACGCUUACUGUAAAUUUGGAAAUGUUAUGUGACUGUGAAUGUGAACGCGAAGGUGCUAUGUAUGAACCGAAAUCACCAGAAUGUAAUGGUGUAGGAACUUUAAAAUGUGGCAUUUGUGAAUGUUAUGAUGGAUUUUUUGGAAAACGCUGUGAAUGCAGUCCUCAUCAAGAAAUGACAGGAUUAGAUAAACAUUUCCAAUCUUGUAGACCUGAUAAUACUUCUCUUGUAGAUUGUUCAGGGAGAGGAACUUGUGCUUGUGGUCAAUGUGAAUGUGAAGAAAGAGAAAAUCCUGAAGAAAUAAUAUCAGGUCAUUUUUGUGAAUGUGACAAUUUCUCAUGUGAUCGAGAUCAAGGUCAUUUGUGCUCAAAUCAUGGAACAUGCGAGUGUGGCCAAUGUGUCUGUAAUGCAGGAUGGACUGGUCCAUCUUGCAAUUGUAGAUCUUCAAAUGAGACUUGUAUUGCACCAGGAACUACCAAUGGAGUGUUAUGUUCAGGACAUGGAGAUUGUGUUUGUGGUGAAUGUAUUUGUCAUGAAGAAGGAAAUACUAGAUAUUCUGGUAAACACUGUAAUAAGUGUCCAACCUGUCCAAGCCGUUGUGAAGAAUUAAAAAAUUGUGUAUUAUGUCAAAUGUAUGGUACUGGUAAUUUCACUGAUAAAGAGGAAUGUGCAAAAAAUUGCAAAGAAUUCGUCCCUGAACCAGUUGAUACAGUUAUACCAGAUGUGGAUAAGGAUGAAGUUCCAUGCUUCGGUAUAGAUGAAGACGACUGCAAAUAUAAUUUUGUUUAUUAUUACAAUGAAACGAAUUGUCUAAAAGUCAGAGCUCAGAAGGAAAGGGAAUGUCCACCCCAAGUUUACAUGCUCGGUAUAGUAUUAGGUGUAAUUGCAGCUAUUGUUUUAAUCGGUCUUGCAUUAUUACUUUUGUGGAAACUAUUAACAACUAUACACGACAGAAGAGAAUUUGCAAGAUUUGAAAAGGAAAGAAUGAUGGCUAAAUGGGACACGGGUGAAAAUCCAAUUUAUAAACAAGCAACUUCAACAUUUAAAAAUCCAACAUAUGCUGGAAAAUGAAAAUCAUGAAAAUAAUCUCUAUUUAAUGGAAGAAAUUAUUUCAUUGCAGAAAAUUGUGUUUUUAUACAUAAAUAUAAAUUUUUGAUUGAUUAAUAUUUAAAUGAUAAACAAAUUUUAUUAUGCAGCGAAUGAAGCUUUAGCACUAAUUAAAAUAAUUAUUAACAUUAUAAUUGAUAAGUAUUUAAUGGAAUUUAAUGUAAUAUGAAGUUAUCAAAUUAUUCAUUAAGUAUGAUAUUAUAAUACUGCCAUAUAACGUAGACUGCUAUGUAUGAAUGCGUGCGUAUGUAUGUAAGUGUAAAUUAUGUACACAAUGUAUACAAUGAAAAAUUAUAACGUAGAAAUCGGUAUCUGCAUGAAAAUACGAAACAGUUAAAAGAUUUAAAAUGUUAAUCUUAUUGUAACACUUAUAUAGAAGUGCCUUUUUGUCUUUUAUGACAAAAAUAUAUUUAUAUAAUUUCCAAUUGUCGACUUUAAUAUAAAAUUUAUGAGAUGUAAUUCUUUCAGAAGACUUCAUUCACUCUUACCAAAUUAAAGUAGAGUGUGAUGAAUUUUUCUUUUAAAUAUAUUUAUUGACAUUUUUCAUACACCCACAAUAUUUCAAAUAGAAAAUAUAAAUAAGGUACAUUUUAAUAUGUGAUAUUGUAAGAUCUAAAAUGUUUUUAUUGACAAAAUGUUCACUUGUUUUUCACCUAAGUCUUCCUGAGUCUCAUAUAUGUUUUAUUUUUUAUAAAAA
Messenger RNA from Bombus impatiens (common eastern bumble bee), 3460 nucleotides. It is a transcript of the gene mys, whose product is annotated as integrin beta-PS. The coding region runs from base 202 to 2727 and encodes 841 amino acids. Gene Ontology annotation, molecular function: integrin binding. The transcript is spliced from 10 exons. Gene Ontology annotation, biological process: cell migration; cell-matrix adhesion; cell adhesion mediated by integrin. NCBI's taxonomy places the organism in Eukaryota, Metazoa, Arthropoda, Insecta, Hymenoptera, Apidae. Gene Ontology annotation, cellular component: cell surface; focal adhesion; integrin complex. The record is from RefSeq and is a predicted model, not a curated record.